Drosophila kikkawai is the source of this 1418-nucleotide messenger RNA. It is a transcript of the gene CycK, whose product is annotated as cyclin K. Gene Ontology annotation, cellular component: nucleus; cyclin/CDK positive transcription elongation factor complex. NCBI's taxonomy places the organism in Eukaryota, Metazoa, Arthropoda, Insecta, Diptera, Drosophilidae. The record is from RefSeq and is a predicted model, not a curated record. Gene Ontology annotation, biological process: positive regulation of DNA-templated transcription, elongation; regulation of transcription by RNA polymerase II. Gene Ontology annotation, molecular function: cyclin-dependent protein serine/threonine kinase activator activity.
CGAUACUAUCGGCAGAAGUCGACCCAUCUCUAAAGUCGCACACAAGCCACUCUGAGCUCCGACUGCCUCACCAACCUUGUCAUGCUAACUUUGCUCUCCUGGCUGCACCCCUAACACGCAUUUUCACAAACGGGAAUCUAACUCUUAUCGGCCGACGACAUGCCGUGUUGGUACUACGACAAGAAGGAACUUCGCGAGACACCUUCGAUUCUAGAUGGAAUCACCUUUGAGACUGAGCGGCGCUACCGGAAAGAGGGCGCCCGCUUCAUUAUGGAGUGUGGCACGAAAAUGGGCCUGGGCCACAACACAAUGGCCACCGGUGUAGUGUACUUUCACCGCUUUUACAUGUUCCACUCGUUCCGAAGCUUUCCACGCUAUGUGACAGCCUGCUGCUGCCUGUUCUUCGCCGGCAAGGUGGAGGAGACUCCUAAGAAGUGCCGCGACAUCAUUAAAACGGCGCGUGGAAUACUAAGUGACAACUACUUUUACUCCUUCGGUGAGGAUCCCAAGGAGGAAGUAAUGACGCUGGAGCGAAUCCUGCUACAGACCAUAAAAUUCGAUCUGCAGGUGGAGCAUCCGUACACGUUCCUGCUCAAGUACGCCAAGUGCUUUAAGGGAGACCAGCAAAAGCUUCAGAAGAUGGUACAGAUGGCGUGGAAUUUUGUUAACGACUCGCUCAGCACAGUUGUCUGCCUACAAUGGGAACCGGAGAUCAUUGCUGUGGCUCUUAUCCACUUGGCAAGCAAGCUCAGCAAGUUCACCGUGCAGGACUGGGACGGCCGCCAGCCACAGCACCAGCGGUGGUGGGACAUGUUCGUCUCUGACGUGACAAUGGAAAUACUGGAAGACAUUUGCCACCAGGUGCUAGACCUGUAUCAGUCCACCCAGAAGGAAGCCCACCAGCCUGGCAGUCCGCCUCAGAAGCCACCCAGUCGGGCGGACAGUCCCACGUUGGGCAAACCGACAAAUCAGUCAGCAGGUCUCUUAGCACCUGCCGCGCAGCCACAGCCACCGCCGCCUCCACCAGCAGCCAGUGGCAAUGGAAGCCUGCUGGAUGUCAACAAUAUUCAGAUCAUAAAGUCGCUGGCCUGUGCAGUGCCCGCCUUGGGUUCCUCUAGCGACUCGUUGCCGUCGCUUCCACAUGGUCAGGCAACAGGCGGUUACCAUUUGUAUCACGCUCCUCCUCCACCGCCACCACCUGUAGUGCCUAUGCCCCCUUACCCCGGCGCACCAGGGUGGAGCGUCCAGCAGCAACCGCUGCUGACGCACUACGGCGCCGCAACAGCGGCCCCCCCUCCGCCGAUACCUCCUGCCAGCCUACCGCCUGGACCCGGUGCUGGCGGCUAUUACAAUGCCACCGGACGCCAGAACCGAUACUAGAGAUCAGACUAAUAUCGGCAUGCAGAUUAUAGAAGGUU